Elephantulus edwardii (Cape elephant shrew) is the source of this 1257-nucleotide messenger RNA. RefSeq names its product macrophage mannose receptor 1-like. Lineage: Eukaryota; Metazoa; Chordata; Mammalia; Macroscelidea; Macroscelididae. The record is from RefSeq and is a predicted model, not a curated record. The transcript has 4 exons. The coding region runs from base 1 to 1257 and encodes 418 amino acids.
AUGACAGGCUUUCCUGCCCUAGCCCUGCAGCUGGGAAGCAGCAGUGACAAGACCUUCAGUCGCGUGGAUAAAGCACUGAGCUGGUAUGAGGCGCAGAAGUACUGCCGGCUGUACCACACAGACCUUGCCGACGUGGAGAGCCUGACCACCGUGGACACCUUCAGUGACCUCUACUCCGCCUUGACCAGCACCUCUGCGUGGGUCGGCAUCUUCUACGAUGAGGACAAGGGUGGUCUGAGCUGGUCCAGUGGAUCCACUUUCAUCUCCUCAAUCUGGACUGCAAUACCCGGCUUCAGAGAGGGCAUCUGCGGCACUAUAAAAUCAGUGUUUUUUGUCCCUAACAUCGGGGUUGCAAUGUGCACACACCAGAAGCCUUUCAUCUGCUACUAUGACCCUGCUGUAGGGCAGCGCAUGAUCUUGGAGCCCACUCUUGCCCCUCCUAAAUCAGCUGAGGUCCAGAUUGGACAGCGGACCUUCACGCGGUUUAACCGAGAAAAGACAUGGCUCUCAGCCUUGAAGUACUGCCGUGAACAGUACACGGACCUGGCUGAUCUGCAGCAAGUGGUCAGUGAAGCAGACAAGCAGGCCUUGAAGUCCAUCACAGACGAGACAGAGGCCUGGAUGGGGCUCUUCUUCAACGCAUCUUCCAAGUCAAUGAGCUGGUCCAGCGGCUUGGGUCACUAUAUCCCCAACUGGCUGACGGUGCCCAAGUUAGUGAAAGGACUGUGUGCCGGCCUUCGGAUCUACGUGAACUUUGACCCCAAGGUUUACGCUGUGUCCUGCUUUUCCCUGCGGCCCUUCAUCUGCUUCUACGAGCCCGAUGCUGACCCUGAGACACUCCAUCCCCCCACCACAGAGGCACCCAAUGCCACAAACCCAGGGGAUGCAUGGGUUUCCAAAGAAAGGGUCAGAACUUCACAGGUCACCACUCAGAGCACGUCCUCCAGGCCUGUGCCCAUGACGACCCGAACACCGAACCCCACUGUCCGCCAGGACAUGAACAGAAGUCCUCUGACCGACUCUCCGAGGUGUAACAAGGCAUUGUCGGGAGACUUGGAUGCCGGAUGCACAACUGUGACUCUGCAAGAUGCAGCAGUGGGCACCUCGCUGGAUCCUCUCCACAGUGCCUCCAUCACCUCCCAAGUGUCCCCCAGGGUGGCCACAUCCAGCCUGUCCUACAGCUCCAAGGCUCCAGGUAGCUCCCUGGUGGUGGAUGACAAUGUGUGGGAACCUGUGGGCUUAGGGAAUCCAAGCUGA